Messenger RNA from Humulus lupulus (European hop), 3466 nucleotides. RefSeq names its product glycine--tRNA ligase, chloroplastic/mitochondrial 2. The transcript is spliced from 36 exons. NCBI's taxonomy places the organism in Eukaryota, Viridiplantae, Streptophyta, Magnoliopsida, Rosales, Cannabaceae. The record is from RefSeq and is a predicted model, not a curated record. Gene Ontology annotation, molecular function: glycine-tRNA ligase activity; ATP binding; arginine-tRNA ligase activity. The coding region runs from base 50 to 3265 and encodes 1071 amino acids. Gene Ontology annotation, cellular component: mitochondrion; cytoplasm; chloroplast stroma. Gene Ontology annotation, biological process: arginyl-tRNA aminoacylation; glycyl-tRNA aminoacylation.
CCGGACCAAAAAUUUCAGGCUAAGGUUUUGUCAUUUGAGAGAGGCAGCCAUGGCUAUACUGGCCUUUCCCCUGGUCAUUUCCUUUCUCAAGCCCCAAGCCUCUCGCAUUACCUUCCACCUCUACGCUGCCAAGUCCUUCCCUACCCGCUUCCCCAAGCCAUUCGCCGCAAGCCGCCGGUUCGCAGGAACUCCCGUCUCUGCAAAAAGUGCCUCCUCGGCCACCGCGGAGGCGCCGCAGCAUUCGAAUUCGGAGCCACGUAAAUCCUCCGUUCUUACUUUCCAGCAAGCCAUUCAACGUCUCCAGGAAUACUGGGCGUCCGUUGGAUGUGCCAUAAUGCAAUGUAGCAACACUGAGGUUGGUGCUGGGACUAUGAAUCCUUUGACUUUCUUAAGGGUUCUUGGUCCAGAACCGUGGAAUGUUGCAUAUGUUGAGCCUAGUAUCCGACCAGAUGAUAGUCGCUAUGGGGAAAACCCCAACAGGCUCCAAAGACACACUCAAUUUCAGGUUAUAUUAAAGCCUGAUCCAGGAAAUUCACAAGACCUUUUUAUUGGAAGCCUUUCAGCUUUAGGUAUUGAUGUUCGUGCACAUGAUAUAAGGUUUGUGGAGGACAACUGGGAGAGUCCGGUGCUUGGUGCUUGGGGUCUGGGAUGGGAAAUAUGGAUGGAUGGGAUGGAGAUUACCCAAUUCACCUACUUCCAGCAGGCUGGAAGUCUUCAAUUGUCACCAAUUUCUGUUGAAAUCACUUAUGGCCUUGAGCGUAUCCUCAUGUUACUACAGGGAGUUGACCAUUUUAAGAAAAUUCAGUAUGCGGAUGGAAUUACUUAUGGAGAGCUAUUUAUGGAGAAUGAGAAAGAAAUGAGUGCAUACUAUUUAGAGCAUGCCAGUGUGGAACAUCUUCAGAAACACUUUGAUUUUUUUGAGGAAGAAUCCCGUUUCUUGCUUGCUUCUGGUCUACCAAUCCCUGCGUAUGAUCAGCUUCUGAAAACAUCACAUACUUUUAACAUCUUAGACUCUAGAGGCUUUGUUGGGGUGACAGAGCGUGCUCGAUAUUUUGGUCGGAUGCGUAGUUUAGCUCGUCAGUGUGCACAACUAUGGUUGAAGACCAGGGAGACCCUUGAAUAUCCAUUGGGUGUAGUUUCUGAACCUGUUAGUCUUGUAUGUCCUAAAGAGCUUCUGGAGGCAGCUGUGAAAAGGGUUGGUGAUAAUUCAAGGUUAUUUGUACUUGAAAUUGGGACUGAAGAGAUACCACCUCAAGAUGUUGUUGAUGCAAGCCAGCAAAUAAAGGAUUUAAUGCUGCAAUUCCUUGAUAAGCAAAGAUUGAGCCAUGGAGAAGUGGAAGCCUUUGGCACGCCUCGUAGACUGGUGGUUUUUGUUGAGGAUCUUUGUACCAAACAAGAGGAGAAUGAGGUUGAGGUUCGAGGACCUCCUGCUUCAAAAGCAUUUGAUGAUCAAGGAAAUCUUACCAAGGCCGGUGUGGGUUUUUGUCGUAGGUAUUCUGUACCACUCGAUGCACUGUAUAGAAAGGUUGAUGGAAAAACAGAAUACCUUUAUGCUCGUAUUAAGGAGUCUUCACGACAUGCUGUGGAGGUUUUGUCCGAAGAUUUGCCUAAUGCUAUUGCUAAAAUAUCAUUCCCAAAGUCAAUGCGCUGGAAUUCUCAGGUUAUGUUUAGCAGACCCAUUCGAUGGAUAUUGGCGCUCCAUGGAGAUGUAGUUGUGCCAUUUACAUUUGCUGGAAUUUUAAGUGGGAACAAUUCCUUUGGUCUUCGCAACUCUCCUUCAGCUACAUUUAUGGUAGAAACAGCAGAAUCUUAUGUGGAUCAGAUAAAAGAUACUGGAAUAAAUAUUGAAAUUGAGAAACGGAAGAAAACAAUUUUGGAGCAGUCCAAUGCAUUAGCCAAAAGUGUAGAGGGACAUGUGGUUUUUCAGGAGGGCUUACUUAACGAGGUUGCAAAUCUGGUUGAGGCCCCUGUUCCUGUCCUUGGAGAGUUCAAAGAGUCCUUUCUAGAGCUUCCAAGUGACCUUCUGACUAUGGUUAUGCAGAAACAUCAAAAGUAUUUUGCCUUAACUGAUGCAAACGGAAAGCUUUUGCCUUACUUCAUUGCUGUGGCAAAUGGAGUAAUUGAUGAAAAGGUGGUGAGAAAAGGAAAUGAAGCUGUACUUAGAGCGCGCUACGAAGAUGCAAAAUUUUUUUACGAGUUGGACACACGGAAAAGAUUUUCAGAAUUCCGAAGCCAACUGAAAGGGAUUCUUUUUCAUGAGAAGCUAGGAACAAUGCUGGACAAGAUGAUUCGUGUACAAAACAUGGUUGAGAAACUAAGUUUGGCCCUGAAAAUUGAUAACAAUAUGCAUCGAGUUGUCAAAGAUGCAGCAUCACUUGCUAUGUCUGAUCUUGCUACUGCAGUCGUUACAGAAUUUACAUCUCUUUCUGGAAUAAUGGCCCGUCAUUAUGCUCUUAGAGAUGGCUAUUCGGAGCAGAUAUCAGAGGCUUUGUUUGAGAUCACUCUUCCUAGAUUCUCAGGAGAUUUACUUCCUAAGACUGAUGUUGGGAUUGUUUUGUCUAUCGCUGACAGAUUAGAUAGUCUAGUUGGCCUAUUUGCUGCUGGCUGUCAGCCUAGCUCCAGUAAUGACCCAUUUGGUCUGCGAAGAAUCUCAUAUGGUCUUGUCCAAGUCUUGGUAGAAAAUGAUAAAGAUCUGGACUUGAAAGAAGCUUUGCAACUUGCUGCAGAUGUUCAGUCCUUCAAAGUAGAAGCUGAUAUUGUAGAUAAUGCGCAUCAAUUUGUCAUCCGUAGAUUAGAGCAAUUUUUGGUUGACAAGGGUACAAGUUCUGAAGUGGUUCGUUCUAUCCUCGCAGAGCGAGCCAACAUUCCUUCUCUGGCAGCAAAGUCUGCAAUUAAAAUGGAUACCUUGUCAAAAGGGAAGCUUUUUCCUAAGGUAAUAGAAGCAUAUUCUCGUCCCACCAGAAUUGUUCGUGGAAAGAAUGCAGACUCUGAAGUUGAGGUGGACGAGGCUAUCUUUGAGACAAAAGAGGAGAAAGCUCUAUGGAACGCUUUCCUAUCAGUUAGAAGCAAAAUAAAUUCGGGUGUUGAUGUCGAUGACUUUAUUGAUGCAUCAUCAGAGCUUCUUCAACCACUUGAGGAUUUCUUCAAUAACGUCUUUGUAAUGGUGGAGGACGAAAGAAUUCGGAACAACAGGCUUGCCGUGCUCAACAAAAUUGCUGACCUUCCUAGAGGCAUUGCUGAUCUUUCAGUGUUGCCUGGAUUUUAGGUUAUUCUAAAGAGAUGAGCUCUUUUUUCUUUUCUUUCUCAAGUUUCAUAAUUUUUUUGGAAAUAAGAAUGUAGGAAGAGAAACUAUUUUAAAUGUUCUUUUUUGCCGGCUUAUUGUACAUGUAAUGUUUUCUAUGUAAUAAAUAAAACAUAUCCAAUUGGGAUAUAAAUAUUUAUAAUCUCAAUAUUAUUGACCCUUGUA